CGUACAUGCCGCAGUAGAACUGCGACGAGAACGCAGGCAGCAAGGGGAUCAUGGCUGUGUCGCAGCCCAAGCAGGAAAAAGAGGGCGACGACUGCUCUUUGCUGCCUUUGGUUCACGAUAUAAUUAAAUGCAUGGACAAGGAGAGCCCGGACGUGCACCAGGAGCUGAGCAAGCUCAAGACAAAGAUCCAGGAGGCACGGGAGCAGAUCUCUGCCAUGCCCGGCAUCGAGAGCAGCCCAGUGGAGCAGCAGCAGCAGCUGGCGACGCUGCGGGAGCAGGUCCGCACCAAGAACCAGCUGUUGCAGAAAUACAAAAGCCUCUGCAUGUUCGACGUACCCAAAGCGUCUUGAAUUCAGA
Syngnathus acus (greater pipefish) is the source of this 357-nucleotide messenger RNA. RefSeq names its product mediator complex subunit 9 (gene med9). NCBI's taxonomy places the organism in Eukaryota, Metazoa, Chordata, Actinopteri, Syngnathiformes, Syngnathidae. The record is from RefSeq and is a predicted model, not a curated record. Bases 51 to 350 code for a protein of 99 amino acids. Gene Ontology annotation, biological process: regulation of transcription by RNA polymerase II. Gene Ontology annotation, molecular function: transcription coregulator activity. The transcript is spliced from 2 exons. Gene Ontology annotation, cellular component: mediator complex.